AGACAUGACAGUUACUAUCACACCGUAUAUAAACAAUUGUGGAUGGAAAAAUGAACUUGCUCAACGUAAUUAAACCUGUUGAGGUUGCCGAACUUUGUACUUUGCCUCAAACUUAAUGAUGUGUGACAGUUAAAUAGAUUCAUUUUGCACAAUAUUUAGUUAUGUAUUUGUCUAUCUGUAGAACACAUGAAACGAUGGACAAACGUUACGAAUGAUAAAAUAAGUGAUUUUGAGAUCUAUCAGUUUAUUCACAGAUAUUCAACUCCAUGGUUUAUUUGAUUUUGUUAUUUUAAUUACCACCAUUAAAUUCAAAACUAAAGCCUGUUACCGUACAACAUUUAUUUACAUUCAUAAAUGAGACUGAAAAGAUUACAUUAAAAAUAAAUAGGAAAAUGAGCAUUGCUUUUAGAGAAGUGUUUGAAGAAUUUGACAAAGUUAGCUUUGAUAACAAAUGUUUGACUAGAAAUAAUAGAAUUUCAGAUGCUUUUCAUAUUGGAGAAAAACUGCUUUUAUCCAGCAACAACAUGCGACCAAAGUCUAGAUCAAAAUCAUCCGUAGGAAGUUAUGGCAUUUCUAAGCUUUUGUCACAGGAUAAUGAACUAAAACAUCAGACUCCUAUUUUAACUGCUGUAAAUUUGCUUAAUACAGACAGUGAUAUAGUAAAAGACAAAAAUUCAAAGCAUAUUGGAAAUGAGGAAAUUUAUAAUGAUGGCAACAGUAAUGCACAUUGUUAUCCAGAUACCUCAAAUGAAUCUCUAAAAAAAGGUAAAAGAUCAAGAAAAAGGCUUGGUGCAACAGUUAAAAAUAAAAAAGGAAAACAAGGUCGUGUUAUUGAUACAACUGUAAUUGGAAGACAUGAGAAGCAGUCAUCUCUAUCAACCCAGCAUAUCUUACCAAAUACUCAAAGUGGGAAACCAAGCAGAAUUUCAAGUGAACCAUCCAGUAAGGGUCUACAAACUUCAUUUUUGUCAAACAAAAGGCAAGAUUCUGAUGAUGGUUUUGCCCAAAGUCAAGUACACAGUACACCAUUUUCUAAUGUACAUAAUUUGUACCCUCUUCGUGUUGCUAGUGCCAAAACUAACUCCAGUUCACUGCCUAUAUCUCACUAUAUGCAGGAUAAUCUAGCUUGUAUUCCAAAUACAACUGAUUUAAACUCUCGCAUUAGUAUGGAGUCUCAGGUUCAGCCAGUAGUUAUAUAUAAAUUAGAAAUGAAUCCAAGAGUUAAAUCAGCUACAAGUACUGCAGGUGAGAAAAAUGCACUGGAUAAAGAGAGGGAUAUCUCUAAUGUUAACGAGGAUAUAUCAGUAAAUGCUGUAUCCUGUAACUUACAGCAUGUUCACAGAUCAAGCAAAACUGUUAUAAAAUACCAACAAAAUAGUUCAUCUCAAGGACUCUCACCAGAUUUACUUUCCAAACAGGCUGUUUUGACUUCUAUUUAUGGUGCAGUAUAUAACACAGCAGACAAACUGUCUGCACAGAUGGAACAAUUUAAAAAAGUGAAAAAAAUCUUUUUGUCUGAGAAGCAAUCUGGAACUAUAAGAGAAAAUGGAAUGGAAUUUCCUUGUGCACCACCAGCUACACCUACACCAGAUUUGAUGAAGAAGCACGAAUAUAUUCCAUGUAUGAGUGAUAUAAGGUCUCAAAGGGCAGUAAAAAGUAGAUUACAAGAGAUGGAAAAAGAAGCUGCUAAAAAGCAAGAGAAACGAAAAGAGGCAAAUGUUAAACUUGAAAAACAACAGCAGAAAGAAAAAGAAAAAUUAAUUAAGGUUAAACAAAGGAGAGAGGUAAAUUUCAUUUUUUCACCAUGACACCAAAUAUUACAGCAACAGUGAUAGAUUGAGAUAAUUAUACAUAAUUUUCUAUUGGAGGGUAAAA
Ruditapes philippinarum (Manila clam) is the source of this 1875-nucleotide messenger RNA. RefSeq lists its product as uncharacterized. The record is from RefSeq and is a predicted model, not a curated record. The coding region runs from base 393 to 1808 and encodes 471 amino acids. Gene Ontology annotation, cellular component: apical part of cell. Gene Ontology annotation, biological process: negative regulation of protein ubiquitination; protein secretion. NCBI's taxonomy places the organism in Eukaryota, Metazoa, Mollusca, Bivalvia, Venerida, Veneridae. The transcript has 4 exons.